This is a messenger RNA of Punica granatum (pomegranate), 2672 nucleotides long. The record is from RefSeq and is a predicted model, not a curated record. Lineage: Eukaryota; Viridiplantae; Streptophyta; Magnoliopsida; Myrtales; Lythraceae.
GGAGAACCAGAAAUGGUAAGGCGCGUGCUCAUCACGGCCCACCCAGUCCCUCGAUAGCGUUCCUCUUUCAUCCUCCAUCGGCAGCGAGCAGCUAAUCUGAGCUCACAUCUCGUCUUACUCUUCGCCAUUGACGGACUGAACGAGAGCUCACUGAGCUGAUCGAAUUGUGUAGAAAUGGGGCUGGGGUUGUUAGCUUCGAGGGCUCUUAGAGCUAAGCUCCUCCAAAACCCUAGGUCCGCCACAGCAUUUGCCCGCACGAUCGUCUCCACGCCCGAGCUCCAGAGCUCCGAGGCAUCGGCGGCUCAGGCUCAGCCCGAUCCCACCCCGGAUCUCCCUCCCAGGAAGCCCAUCGGCGGCGCCCGGGUCCACUUCCCCAACCCUGAGGAUGCCAUUGAGGUGUUCGUCGACGGCUACCCCGUCAAGAUCCCCAAGGGCUUUACUGUCCUGCAGGCCUGUGAGGUCGCCGGAGUUGACAUCCCCAGGUUCUGUUACCACAGCCGGCUAUCGAUUGCCGGAAACUGCCGUAUGUGCUUGGUCGAGGUCGAGAAGUCGCCCAAGCCUGUUGCUUCUUGCGCUAUGCCUGCUCUUCCUGGAAUGAAGAUCAAGACUGAUACACCAGUUGCCAAGAAGGCGAGAGAAGGGGUGAUGGAGUUUUUAUUGAUGAAUCACCCCCUUGAUUGUCCCAUCUGCGAUCAGGGUGGAGAGUGUGAUCUCCAGGACCAGUCGAUGGCUUUUGGGUCUGACAGGGGAAGGUUCACUGACGUGAAGAGGUCUGUGGUUGAUAAGAACCUUGGUCCUUUGGUGAAGACUGUGAUGACUCGUUGUAUCCAGUGCACAAGGUGCGUGAGGUUUGCAACAGAGAUUGCUGGAGUUCAAGAUCUCGGCAUGCUAGGACGUGGUAGUGGAGAAGAAAUAGGGACUUAUGUUGAAAAGCUCAUGACAAGUGAACUUUCUGGAAAUGUAAUAGAUAUUUGUCCUGUUGGAGCCCUCACCUCAAAGCCUUUUGCAUUUAAAGCUCGAAAUUGGGAGUUGAAGGGAACAGAAAGCAUUGAUGUUACUGAUGCAGUGGGAUCAAAUAUCCGAAUUGAUAGCCGUGGCCCUGAGGUCAUGCGCAUUAUUCCUCGGUUAAAUGAGGACAUAAAUGAGGAAUGGAUAUCAGACAAAACUCGUUUCUGUUAUGAUGGUCUAAAGAGGCAGAGGCUUAAUGACCCUAUGAUUCGUGGUGAUGACGGGCGCUUCAAGGUCGUGAGCUGGCGUGAUGCCCUCACCAUGGUUGCUGAUGUCAUCCACAAGGUUGCACCUGAGCAGAUUGUGGGGAUUGCUGGGAAACUGGCUGAUGCAGAAUCUAUGAUAGCGCUUAAAGAUUUCUUGAACAGAAUGGGGUCAAAUAAUGUGCUGAGUGAAGGCAAUGUGAAGCUACCAAAUGCUGAUCUGAGAUCAGGAUACAUAAUGAAUACUGGCAUUGCCAAUCUUGAGAAGGCAGAUGCUUUCCUUUUGGUUGGAACCCAGCCAAGAGUAGAAGCUGCGAUGGUGAAUGCAAGGAUCCGGAAGACCGUUCGGGAGUCCCAUGCUAAAGUCGGCUACGUAGGUCCUCCCACAGAUUUCAACUACGAUCACGAACAUCUUGGCACGGGCCCAAAGACUCUCACUGAGAUUGCAGAGAACCGCCACCCAUUCUCUUCUAUCCUGUCGAAUGCCAAGCACCCCGUCAUCAUUGUCGGUGCUGGCCUCUUUGACAGGGAGGAUUCAGAUGCAAUCUUAUCCACCGUGGAGACCAUCGCCAAGAAUGUCAAAGCUGUCAGGCCUGAUUGGAAUGGUUACAAUGUUCUGCUCCUGAAUGCUGCUCAGGCAGCAGCACUUGAUCUUGGGUUGGUCCCACAGUCCGCUGACAGCAUCAAGUCCGCAAAGUUGGUGUACUUGAUGGGUGCUGAUGAUGUGGACUUGAAGGAUAUCCCAGAUGAUGCAUUCGUGAUCUAUCAAGGGCAUCAUGGCGAUCACGGUGUUUAUCGUGCUAAUAUAAUUCUUCCCUCCUCGGCUUUUACUGAGAAGGAAGGGACAUACGAGAACACUGAAGGGUGUGCUCAGCAGACUGUCCCUGCAGUUCCUACUGUCGGGGAUGCCAGAGAUGACUGGAAGAUAAUCCGGGCUCUGUCUGAGGUGGCAGGAGUUCAGCUGCCUUAUGAUUCCCCUGUCGCCAUCCGGUCUCGGAUCAGUACCGUGGCUCCAAACCUAUUGAGCGCGGACGAGAGGGAGCCUGCCACUUUCUCGACCACUACGUUGAGGCCAGACGUAAAGCAGAAGAUGAGUGCGAAUGAUUUUGGCACCGCAGUAGAGAACUUUUACAUGACCGAUUCUAUCACAAGGGCUUCAAAGAUAAUGGCUCAGUGCAGUGCAAUGCUUCUGAAGAAAUGAUUUGUUCAGUGAGUCCUUUCAUUAAUUAAACCAAUAAAAGUCUGCAGAUUUCUCUCUUUGUUCUUUUGUAGUUCCAAUGGUCAGAGCAUUGGCCCGUGUAAGAAUCUCGGAUUUUGAUAGUGCACAGAACUUGGUUGCAAUGCCAUAAAUGGAGUUGAACGAUAAAUGGCAAUGUCAUCUGUGGAUUGUGAUGUAGGUUUCUCCGCUAUUUCAAUCUUGUGAUAUAUGGCCUUUUACGGCAAAUUUUCUUUUAAAAGCUG